Messenger RNA from Trematomus bernacchii (emerald rockcod), 1265 nucleotides. RefSeq names its product cornifelin homolog B-like. The record is from RefSeq and is a predicted model, not a curated record. The coding region runs from base 144 to 572 and encodes 142 amino acids. The transcript has 4 exons. Lineage: Eukaryota; Metazoa; Chordata; Actinopteri; Perciformes; Nototheniidae.
CAGCAUUGUUUGGGCUUACUUGCCCAAUGCAUGAGGUGCCGCUCCUCAUACAAGGCAUAUUCCCCCUGCAAUUGGACGUGACAACAAGGCUUUCAGCUUAAUCAGGUUCAUUUCUAUCCAGCUGUGGUGAAGUUACAGAGCCAAUGGCAUACCCUUUGACAGACUGGAACACGGGCCUCUUUGACUGUUGUGAGGACAGCAGCACCUGUUGCUAUGGUUUCUGGUGCUGCCCUUGUCUGGCCUGCACAGUUUCAGGGAGGUUUGGAGAGAACCGUUGUCUCCCAUUAUGUGACAUGCUCAGCCCCGCUAUCACAGCCGCCUUCGGCCUGCCGCUGUGUGUGCCUCCUGCAGCGCUGGCUCUACGGGUCGGCAUUCGACACAGAUACGGUAUCAAGGGUUCCCUUUGUAACGACAUCGCGAGUUCCUGUUUCUGUGAGUGGUGCUCCUGGUGCCAGAUGAAUCGGGAGUUAAAGUUUCGCAAGAAAAACAAUGUGGUCAUUGUCAACAUGCAGCCUCCUCCAGUCAUGAGUGUUCCUCCUGGUUUCAUUGUCCAACCAGGAGUUAGAUACUGAGCCUUGCAGCUUCUCAUUGGUCUGCUCUGUCUUGUGAACAACGUUUGAUUUAGCUCAGAUUAUCGGUGGUGUUGAGGUCCUUCAGUGUAAAACAUUUUUAUUUGUGUCUAGGUGUGGGAGACAGUGCUUGUUUUACCUUGCUUUAUUUUUUUCAGUAUUGUAAUACUUUUUGAAUCAUGUCUCUUUGGCAUUAACGCAUGCGGGUUCAAUUUCAGUCCCAUAUUGCCACAAUAAUGAAAAUCAUGCCAAUGUGGAAAUUGGUAGAAAUGAUCAGUUACUUUUUAAAGACUAAGGGAAGUGUUGUAAAUGUCUCAAGAUGACGGAUCGGGAGAACUCACAUUAAAGAAGAGGUCUUCGAUUGUUUCCUGAACAUUUCCAAAACACUUUUCCCUUUCUCUCGGGUUCUAAGGAAGUUUACCCAAUGGCUUUUUGAAGGAUAUUUAAACCACUGUGGAUUUGUCUCAAUAUGUGUAGAUUUUAUUUUUAUUUUGAAGUAUUUGUUUUUAAUCUACAUGCAGCAUUUAUUGCAUAAAAGUUACAAAAAGUAUUUUCUAGAAAAUUGAUUCUUUGUUUCUUCAAUCCUUACAUGAUUUUGUGAAGUGAAGUUUUUCCAUUUACCAGUUAACAUCUAAUACUGAGUUGACUGAGUUUCUUAACAUAAUAAUAAAGAAUCAGAUUUUGUUUAAUUGCUUA